This is a messenger RNA of Rhodamnia argentea, 2395 nucleotides long. Its product is annotated as receptor-like cytoplasmic kinase 176. Lineage: Eukaryota; Viridiplantae; Streptophyta; Magnoliopsida; Myrtales; Myrtaceae. Gene Ontology annotation, cellular component: plasma membrane. The transcript has 11 exons. The coding region runs from base 20 to 2275 and encodes 751 amino acids. Gene Ontology annotation, biological process: protein phosphorylation. Gene Ontology annotation, molecular function: protein kinase activity; ATP binding. The record is from RefSeq and is a predicted model, not a curated record.
ACUUGCGAAAUUUUCUGGUAUGGUUCCAGACGACUGGAGGACUUGUCCUUACAGUCUUAUUGAAGAGAUCACCAACGACUUUAGUGAAGAAAACUACAUCGGCAGUUUCCAAUUCGGUAAAGUCUACCGUGGAGAUUACGAAGGAAAGAAGGUUACGGUGAAGAUAUCGGAGGACAAACCUCUGAAUUUUCUGGUCAGACCAGGAGAAGUCGCACGCAGCUUCCGGGAAGAAUCUUAUAUGCACAUGUGGUUGACUAAAUCGGGACUACACGAUCUUCACCCAAACAUAGUCAAGUGCCUUUGUCACACUUAUUUCGAAGGAUAUUUUGCUCGUGUUUACGACCUGAAUCCUCUGGAUACACUGCACAAUCUUGUCACCAAAGAUAGCUUUACUUGGCACCAGAGGAUCAGGGCUGCUUUAGGACUUGCUAACUUUCUUGCGUACCUUCAUUGUUUUGACCCGCCUUUGCUGGUUCGUAAUUUGGAUGCUGCUCAUGUAAUGAUUGACCAGGACUACAAUGCAGUGUUAUAUGACUUCAGCAUGCUUUCAGGUGGAUAUUUAACCGAUAGGUCGUUCCUCAUAGAUGAAGAUGCGAAAGGCUGUCAUGGAUACAUGGAUCCAAAUUUUGACAAUCAUGGCAAAUGGUCUAACAAAGCUGAUGUCUUCGCAUAUGGAGUUGUGUUAUUGUGUUUGAUCGGCAAAAGAGUCUAUACAGAGGAGGACAGAUUAAGUCCUGCUCCUGCGCCUUCUGUCUAUGAAUGGGCCGAAAAUGAGUACAACGGAUCGAAGCCAGCCAAGGGCUCUAGCAAAAUUAAAUCGUCUCUUGUGGAUGAAAGUCUCAAAGAAAGUCCGUUGUUCAAAUUCAAAGACAGUUUAAAGAUUACAAAGCUGGCCAUGCAAUGUAUCAAGCAUAACCCUCAUCGCCGCCCAUCAAUGAAGCAAGUCGUUAGCUGUUUGCUGAAUCUGCAUAUUGUUCAGUAUGAUAAAGAGGCUGUGGGUUUUGAUCACAAACUGUUUGUGGAAGUCACUCUGCCCAAUCCACUGAAGGAUAAGUUUAAAGAUUUGAAGGAAUGGAUUAUGACAGAUCUCUAUUCUCAUCUCUCAAGCUGGUUUUAUUUUGGAGGCAUCAGAAGAACUGUCCCAUUCAUCUCUAAUCGUUUCUACAGCCAGAAUCAGUGGCCUUUAGGUUGGCGAUCCUCAUUCUUCUCCCAGCCUUUUCAUAUUGAAAGAACUCCUUGUCCAAGCAUAGCUAAUAAAAGAAGUAUUCUGAUUGAAGCAGCAAAACGGCAUGGUAAGAUGCAACUGUUUUCAUUUGAAGACCUCAGCCAGUUCACUGAUGAGUUUUCCAUGGAGAAUUUUAUUGGGAACUUCCAGUUUGGCAAAAUGUAUCAUGGAAAGAUUGGAUCACGAGCAGUGACUGUGAAAAUAUUAGACAAGGCAGAGACAUAUUUUAAUUCUCCCGGAGUGGGAGAAUUGAUGGAUGAGCUAACUCUACUUCGGCAUCCAGAGUUCAUCCUACACCCUUCUAUGGUGAAGUUGGUAGGCUACUGUUGUGAAGAUGAGAACCUUGGUGUAGUGUAUGAUCUGAAUUCCUUGGAUACUGCUCAAAACCUCCUGACAGAAGAUAGCUUUACAUGGAUGCGGAGGAUUAAGGUUGCUCUUGGAUGUGCUCGUCUUCUUGAAUUCCUUCACUCCAAGGAUGGACGGGAUCUACCUUAUGCAGUCCGUAAUAUACGUCCAAGUCAUAUAAUGGUUGACAAGGAAUACAACCCAAUAAUGUUCGAGUUUGCAAUGUUUACUGGUGGAAUUCUUCCUCUGCCAAAAUACAAGAAGCUUUCAAAGCAUAAAUUGUGUCUCGGCUACACUGAAUGUCAUCCUGAAGAUGAAGUAUGUGGGUUUCAAAUGGGAGAAGAAAGAUAUGAUUUACGAGGCGGGUGGACAGAAACCGAUGUGCUUGCGUUUGGGACUGUUCUCCUUAAUCUGAUUACGAUGAGGCCCUAUAAGUACUCGGAAGGACCUUUUCCUCAUGACUGGGCCAAGGAGUACGAGGAGAAAAUUGCCGGGUCAGAUGACGAGAUGAAAUGCUCGUUGGUACAUGCAAGCCUGCAAGCGAACCCGGGAUUCUAUUCCGACGAUGGACCUAAGAUCACAAGGUUAGCAAUGCAAUGCAUUGAGAGCUCACGCCAUGAUCGCCCUAGCAUGAGGCAAGUGGUGAACCAAAUGCUGAAGUUGCGUAUUAUCAGAAAGCACGCAAAGGCACUCGGCUUCUAUUGAAGCCGAAUGUGAUACAUUGUAUGUUGGGGUGUAGUUCAUACUUCCCAUUGAUACGAAGGCACAAAGUCCCUUUGGAUGUAGCAAGGAAGCAGCACCCUUGGGAUGUCAAUAGCACUAUAU